Podarcis muralis (Common wall lizard) is the source of this 944-nucleotide messenger RNA. The record is from RefSeq and is a predicted model, not a curated record. NCBI's taxonomy places the organism in Eukaryota, Metazoa, Chordata, Lepidosauria, Squamata, Lacertidae.
AUGCGGCCCCCCGAAGAUUGACCUUGGAGGAAAGUGGCCCUCGGGCUGGAAUAGACGCUACUCCCUCUCCCCUGACCCCCGAGGGCUCCCCCGAUCCUCCUCCCACGCCGCCACGCCCUCUUCCCAAUGCACCCGAGGACUACAUUUCCCAGCGCCCUUUGCAGCCCGGUCUGGCCUCGCCCUCGUGGCGCGGCGCUCAGCUGAGAGUCUCCGGCAGGAAGUUCCGCGGCUGCUGCGCUGGGCGCUUCCCCGAGAUGCCUUUGUUGGUGAAUGGGGAGCGGGUCGACUUGUCCCAGCCCACGAGGGAGCUGAUCUACACCUUCCCGGAGCUGGAGGAACAAGCCAAAAUCUUAAGAGGUCAGCCUGCUCAAUCAGUGGGCCCCAAAGGACUUCUCUAUGUCCAGCAGAGAGAAUUUGCAGUCACCACUCCUAAGGAUGCUUCUGUCUCUAUUCUCGGAUCAGAUGAUGCAACCACCUGCCAUUUGGUGGUCCUCAGACACACAGGCAGCGGGGCUAUCUGUUUGACUCACUGCGAUGGAUCGGAUACGGAGACAGAAGUUUUGUUAAUCACAAAUGCAGUGAAAGUGCUUUCUCCUAACACGGAAUGUGGAAGGUUGGAAGUACACCUGAUUGGAGGAUUCAGCGAUGACAGGCACUUAUCCCAGCGACUUACCAAUCAGCUCCUGAGAGCGUUUGACCGUUUGCAGGAUAAUGUCCAUUUAGUGACCUUCUGCGUGACAGAAUUAAAUGACCGGCAAGAGAAAGGCAAACAUUUGCCAUUCAUUUAUGGAAUUGCUGCGAAUGUUAAAACAGGAGAGAUUUUCCACGCAACGUUUCCAGACAAGGGGCCCGAUGUGGAUCUGCGGUCUGCCAGUAUCUUAACGGGAGCCAAGGUAAGAAGACACGUGUUUCAGUUUUCGGGAGAUUAGAAAAUGUAAUUGUGA